Messenger RNA from Lichtheimia ornata, 1299 nucleotides. RefSeq lists its product as uncharacterized. NCBI's taxonomy places the organism in Eukaryota, Fungi, Mucoromycota, Mucoromycetes, Mucorales, Lichtheimiaceae. The record is from RefSeq and is a predicted model, not a curated record. Gene Ontology annotation, molecular function: O-acetyltransferase activity. Bases 1 to 1299 code for a protein of 432 amino acids. The transcript is spliced from 2 exons.
AUGUCAAGUUCGUUGUUGCUUCGUCUAUCAGUGGUGGUGCUGGUUUCUAUGGUCCUGUUGGUGCUCUUCACUUGCACAAUCACCAAUCGUGGCUUGCUCCCUAUCUCAAUCGCCAAUCCAGCAAAUGAGCAUCACGAUCUACCUUGGUACAAACACGCCCAUCGAGCAAUGGUGUCUCCAUUGUUGUCAGCAAAUGCGACUACCAGCGAACGUCAAAAGCUACAAGAAUACUGGAUCGAUGCAGCACGAGCGUUAGCGGACAGGACGUUUGGAGACAGGUUCAAGGAUAAAGUACCAGGAACACAUGUUGAUGUGGCAACACUACGUGCAACGAUCGAUGGGUGGACGCGUGUGGCAAAGAAAGGAGAACAUGAUGGUGGUGGUGGUGGACGAUGGAUCUACAACAACAGUGACAAUAUAGCUACGAUACGGCACAUCCAAGAUGAGUAUUACAGUACAUGUGAUCAUCACUUUUACGCCACACACAGCAACAGCGACAUACGUGAUGCAGUACGGUAUCGAUGGCAACCUGAACAAGAGCAUCCAUUGAUAGCUGAGGAUUUGGAUCGUGACAAAUGGUGCGAGUUGCUGGAUGGAAGGAAUAUCAUGGUUGUUGGUGAUCUUGUGCAGUAUCAGAUCCAUGAGUUACUCCUCGACAUCUUACGUGAUGGCCCCAGUGUAUGCUAUGGUGAGAUGGGAUGCAAACCCCAUACUAUAUGUCAAGAACCACAUCCUCCAGCAACAUUACGCUAUUAUCGCAAUGAUAUCCUUGCCAACAACAAAGAGAUGGUUGAUUCGCACGAUCAUGGACAUCCUUCAGCUUCGGUGGUGCUGGCACCCUUCAUGCACAAGUUUAUGCUACGCGAAUACGAUGUUUACAUUCUCAAUGCGGCAACUGUAGCAGAUGACGAUGAUGAUUCAUUUAUGCAACAACUUGUGGAUACGUUGGCCACAUUACGAGAGCACAAACCCAACGCCUUGGUGAUCUAUACGUCAUCGUAUCAUGGUCAUCCUUACUGCGACGACGCUAUUAUACCACUGGAUCGGCCAUUAACGGACAUUGAGCGGAGGCGACUACCCUAUGGAUGGAGCGAAAUAGCGCGGCGCAAUGCCAUAGCACGCGUUAUUAUCGAAGCUGCAGGUGGCUUAUUUGUGGAUCUCGGUGCAAUCAUGGAAUUAAGACCCGAUGGUCAUAUUGGUGGUCAAGAUUGCUUACGUUAUUGUAUGCCCGGACCUUUAGAUGCGUGGGGAACUCUUUUGUACAACGUGAUGCUUGCCACAGUGUCAUUGGUGGAAUAA